UUCCGAUGCAUAUUGUCUUACAGUUGAGUAAAUGUGAAGGCAGUCUCCCUUCAGUGAAAGGUGCGUUGUGGUGGAGACGGGCAGCUGCUUUUCUCUGUCGUCUCAGUGAGGUUUAAUGGGAUUAGUAGUUAUCUUACGUCGGUGCAAAGGGGUCAAUCACAGGAUUAGCAUCUUGCUGAAGUUACAUCUGUUUUUUUUUUCCUUUGCUCUCAUCCCUUUUUAAAAUAUUUUUGCCAGCCGCCAUGCUUUUGACGUCAUGCAUGUCAGCUGUAAUUCCGACUAGUUUUUUCAGCUGGAAUAAUGGUGAUGCAUGCCUCCACUGCCUGGCACCUGAAGCCUGUUCAGACCCUAAACCGCUGAAUGAAGCUUCUUGAGUGGAGGAGGAGCAGCCUGCACAGUGAAGGGCAGCCGGGACAAAGAUCUUGCCUACUGUGGCGGACUCUUGGCAAGUCAUCCUCAUGCCACUGGUAAAUAACAAAGUAGGUGAUGACCGCACGCUUGGCAGCAACAAAGCGUUUGUUGAUGACAAGGCGCUCGUGGAUUCUUUGAUUAAGGUGGUGGCAUGCUAUCGACAUCUGGCCUCAUGUGUGGGGGGCUGCACAGACAGCUUGCAGCUACGAGAUGAGCUGAGGCAAACGAGGGAGAGGGCCCGAAAGCUGGCCGUGACCAUCUGUCAACAUCUCACCUUGCAUCUUCGUGACAAGAACCUUCCUGCAGAGCAGCGCAAGGAGAUGGAGCUCCUGUGGGUGGCUUUCUCCUCCAGCCUGGAGCUGCUGCACGUUGACAUGUGCAAGGUUUACAAGAUGGGGGACAUCUUCUCUCUGGCAAACACUGCUACUUUGGUGCAAACUGGCCUACAAGGAGGGGGCAGUGAAGUGGCCGCUCGGGCCCUCAGUCUUCCAGACCUGAACCAGGGUCUGAACUCCAAUAUCCCCAACAGCCUGGAGAACCAAGAACACAGGGCCAUGGAGGAGGAGAUCAGCCAAAUUGACCACAUGAUUGAUGACAUGGAGUCGAAGGUCAACGUGUUACGUUGGGUGGUUGAGCCCCACGGGGUGCAGUACGCAGACCCCCUCAGCAGCACUGACAGCGCCUCCUUCGCCCUGCUCUCUGUGGACGAGGAGUGGUCUGGCGGACCCCUUCCUCCAGGCCAGCGUGCUCGCUUGGUGGUGCUCUUAUUGCUGUGUGCUGCCAUUUUAGUGGCAACCAUUUUAUCUGUCUGCAUCUUCUUCUUUUCAUGAGCAAAAACACGUUAACCCUUUUUUUCCUUUGGCAAUAAACCUCAAAACAAGGUCAAUGUUGCAAGUACUGCAGCUCUGUUUUUACGUCACCUUUCACUACUACUUUGUCAUUCAAUAAUACAAAGAUGCCACAAAUAUUCUCAAGUAACAAGCAGUGGAAAGUUUACACUUUAUUUCAAUACUGUACCAUCUCCACCUGAGGUCAUAUAUUUAUACAUUUUAUCAAUAUGAUAACAGUGUACAGCACGUUUGGGAUGUAGCACAUUUAGUCAGAUAUUACAAUAUAGGCACUACAGUAUUUUCCGGUUUGUUUCAUGUCCUAAAUCAUGUCCAAACUUUUUCACAGAGGGCUGCAGCUACUUUGAUAUUUUUCUUUUUUGUAAACCAGCCAAUAUGCUAUACAGAAGGUGUGUGUGUGUGUGUGUGUGUGUGU
Messenger RNA from Dunckerocampus dactyliophorus (ringed pipefish), 1674 nucleotides. It is a transcript of the gene rgs9bp, whose product is annotated as regulator of G protein signaling 9 binding protein. Gene Ontology annotation, biological process: G protein-coupled receptor signaling pathway. The transcript is spliced from 3 exons. Bases 459 to 1241 code for a protein of 260 amino acids. The record is from RefSeq and is a predicted model, not a curated record. Lineage: Eukaryota; Metazoa; Chordata; Actinopteri; Syngnathiformes; Syngnathidae. Gene Ontology annotation, cellular component: neuron projection.